AUGAAAGCCGCAUUCUUCACCGUCGCAAUCUUGGCCGGAUCCGCCCUCGCGGCGCCAUCUGCCUGUCCCAAGCCUGGUUCUCAGACGGAGAACAAGGCCGACGAACAGGCCGCCCAGCCGCCCAAGUCCGAGUACGAACAGAUCAAAGACUACUGCAACAACAACGAAAGCAAGAAGGACUGCGAACUUGCGUUUCGUCGCUGCACCGGCCAAGUGCCGGCCACCGCGACGAUGCAGCAAUUCUUUCAAUGUAUCGACAGAAACCAACUCUGCGCGGCCGAAGGAUAUCACAUGACGGAGUGCACAGACCGCGCAGAGACGUGCCAGAAGGAUGCAAAAUGUCAACUGGCUCUGGGGAAUCUGACUGCGCUCAAGGACUGUGAAACCAAACUCUCCAAGGGAGAGACAUGUGCUUAG
Molecule: messenger RNA, 417 nt
Organism: Metarhizium acridum CQMa 102
Lineage: Eukaryota; Fungi; Ascomycota; Sordariomycetes; Hypocreales; Clavicipitaceae
Source: RefSeq, a predicted model, not a curated record